AUGCCGGACAAGAUUGAAGACAUAUACAGGCAGAUGUGGUCGAAGCUUGCCAAAGAUAAAGGUGAUCCUCGACCGGCACGUACAGCUCUUUACUUCAAGAGGUGCAUGGUCGAGAAAGACCGCAGUCAGCAGUAUUUUCUCAAUCUACUGCUUGUUGCACUGCGGUCGACUGAUCAUAAACUUCACCUACCCGCCUUUGAAGACAACUUGAUCGACAGACUGGGUUCUCUGCUUAGGACCUGCGAGUUUAUCGAAGAAAACAUCGACAACGACUCCCUGGGCUUUAUAGAUAGAGUCUACAUGGGCGAGGAGGCGGCAGUGCUAUUUAGGAUGCAUAGGGAAGGAUAUAUGGAGACCAUAGAUUUCGAGCCUGUAAAUCUGGUUUGGGGCAAUGAAACCCACAAGGGCUGUGAAGAGCUCAUCAGAUACGCAAACGAUGACAUGGUAUUCCGCUUUGUUCACCGAAGCGUCUAUGAUUUCCUCACGGACACAAAAGAAGGAACGAGGCUCUUGGACCGUUGUCAGCUGUCCAUUGAGGAUAUACAUGAGAAGCUUACCGAGGUUAGCAACUUGCGCUUCAGCACAAGGCCUGAUGACGCCAGGGAAAAGCUUGUGGAUGCAUUAGCAACCAGAUUUGAGUACUGGACCGACAGAAUCGUCCUACUCCAUGGGCGCAUACAUCCGGCAGAUAGGGUUCAGUUUCAUGAGGACACAUUCUCAAUGGUUACGCCUCUGUCGAUUACGCUGGCAGAAGGUAUCAACGCCUUUUACGAAGACACUUACAAGCAACGUCAUACCGGCAUGGUUCAGACGUCCAGACCCGCCUGGACUUAUUUUCUCGCCCGUUGCCAAUUCUUUCUGGACGGCGAAUGCUCCAUUCAUGAUGAGAUUCUGCUAUGGAUUGGGCACCCCGAUUCAGAGGCGUUUCAAACCACUUAUAAAGCUAAAGCCAGAUUCCUAAGAUCAUACGUUGACCACAGAUUUGGGCUAUACGGCAUGGAGAACCAAGACACGAUAGCGAUAUGUGUGUUGAGCUUUCCAAUACCAUUGGUAUUGCGAUACAUUCUCCAAGCACUCAAAUGCUGGGAACCUACCUCCUGGGCCAAGGACCUGCCUGCGUUUGCCUCGCUAGAGAAAGUCGCCAUGUCACAGGACGGCAUAGCGAGCCAACAUAAAACGGCCGAGUCUCCAGUUCAGCCUUUAAUCCUCGUUAACAAGAGAAUUCACGAUUUGCACGAGGCGGAGAGGUAUUAUGAAGGUUAUAUGGAAAGAAGCUUUACCAAAGUCACGGACCAAACAGACCAAGUAAUUCUCAGGGACCUCAUCGUGGGCUUUCUGAAGGACCCCAAGAGUGUGUUGGAUAAGCGUAAACAUCAACAGCCAAUUAACCAAUUGGCUGAAGCGGAUGGACGCUGUGACGAGACGCCUGUAAAGCUCGAACAACACCUUGUCAAAGCGGGCUAUUUACGCGUGGGUCUAGCUGGCCUCGACUAG
This is a messenger RNA of Pyricularia oryzae 70-15, 1494 nucleotides long. RefSeq lists its product as uncharacterized. The record is from RefSeq and is a predicted model, not a curated record. Lineage: Eukaryota; Fungi; Ascomycota; Sordariomycetes; Magnaporthales; Pyriculariaceae. The transcript has 2 exons. Bases 1 to 1494 code for a protein of 497 amino acids.